UUGAAUGGUCAUCGCGCGCGGACUUUUCUAACGUGUGUGGUAGUUGUGACGUGGCCGCCACCGGCGCCAACAGCGGCACCAGGGUGCUGGCGGCCGGCCUCACCAGGGGCCGCCGGUACUUCUUCAGAGCCUCCGCCGGGAACAUCAAGGGCUGGGGGCCGUUUACGGUUUCCGUGCCAAGGAGCGUUGUGCCCAGUAGCUGGCGUGAUGUAUCAAGCAGAGCUAUACGCGGUGAAAGCGGUGGAGCGGCCGCAGCGCUGGAAGCGCUCGCAAGCGCUGCAGCGGGCGCCCGCUCACGGCCACCGGCGCCUCCGCCCCGCGCCUCCCGCAAGAAGACCGCCACUAUACGACAGCUGUUUACAGCGGCUAGCAAGUUCCAGAAGAAUCUACGGAGAGGUGUAUACUUGGCGUGCAUUCUGUACCAUGAAGACAAGGUGCUGGUGACUAGCGAGGAGUUCCUGCCUGUUAUCGAAGUGGAUGAGACCUACCCGACUUGCAUCUAUGCUGACUUCCAUUGGCUAAUGAAGGUGUCAUGUUGUUGGGAUGAUGUGAAAGGUCUUCGAGCGGAUAUGGAGAAACACACGUCUUCCUCUAUACACUUCAGAUUGAAAUUACUCACAGCAGCUGCGCAGAUGCAGUCCGCUCUCUGCAUACAAGACUUAGGACAAUUAUAUCACAAGCCACUGCGCGAUUCACACGGAACGGUUGUGAUAUCUGUGGUGACGAGUGUCAAAUCGGCCAAGUGUGUGUCGGCGCUGAACUCGCGGUGGGCGGCUGUGAACAGGCUGCGGCGACGCGUACUCAGCGACGACAACACCAUGGGGGAGCUGCUGAUGGCGUCCGUGCACGAUCAGAUCGCCUACCAUCAGGUGUCUCGAGUUCAGCUGCCCCGAGGGUUGUACCUGGGUUAUCUAAAGCUGCAGUCGUCUGUGGAAGUGGUACGAAUAGUGGCGCCCGCUCGCACCCCCAACGUGCCGCCGCACACAAGGGUGCGAGACAACCCGCACAUCUCUGCCGAAGAAUGGGAUUACCUAAGAAACCAAUCUGGCAAAGUGUACAGUGAAGAAGUUCAGCCAAGAAACAGUCUUGUACCGAUCAGCGACAGUCCGGAGAAACCGUCAGAAUCUCAAGAAAUGUUCCUAGACCAGAUCGCGUCUGCAGCACGACGACUCUUCAAGGAAAUGGAGAUCCCCAUCGAAUGUGUUAUCGCCCACCGAAUAUAUGAUCUCGAAGUCAUAGAACUUAAUAACGAUGUCAGUUUCGUAAUGAUAUGUCCACCAGCAGAACAAGCCUGCUCAGUGCCUGGUCAAAAAGAAAUACUCCUACAAAAAGGCGAUUUGCUCAGCCUACCCAUCCAGGCAUUCGAAAUGAUACACCUGCAGACGUACCAUACGAAUAUCCUAAACAAAUACUCCAAACUUAGUUGUAUAUUAGAAUUAGACGUAGCCUUAGCCGCCCAUUCCCAUAGAGAGGCAUUCUCUUGCACAGAAAUGCAAACAGCCAAAGAACGAUUGAGUAAAUUAGAAGACCUUCAAAAUAAUCUUAACACAGUGUGGAAAGCAGAACGGUGGCUUAUGGAUUUAAUAGGCUUCGCGAGGGAUAAAGAUAAAGCGGUGUCAAGUUCUGGUAUACUCCUGAAAUAUAUACUCGAUAAGACGGCGUCACAAUUAAACAAAGAAUAUCCUGAUAGUAGCGAUACCAAUUACACAGAUUCCAACUUGAAAGUAGACUUCCUUCAAAUACCUGCGAGAGAUGGCAAAAUAACCAAAUUGUCACCUGGACGAGGGUCGUGGCCUGGACCAGCUGGCAACGGGAACCAUGCGAAUUUACACCCAGAAUUUAGUAAAUCUGAACAGCAACUAAGUUUGGCACCCCGACAGACAUCUGUAUCAACACUUAACCUAACUAGUUCGCAAUAUUUGAAUGCUGAAAAUCAAUAUUCGAGUAGAAAAAGCAGUGCUGAUUCUCAAUUCACCCAAUCGAGUCCUAUGAGCAAUAAUUACGUGAGCAGCAAUUCGCAGUUUGACAUAAAAUCUAAUGCAUCUCAUACUAGUAAUCGUUUACCACCUUCUCGGAGUGAAGACACCUUAGUGCUACAAAACGAAAAUGUGGAGCAAAAACCUCGUCCACACAGUAUUAAUACUAGCGUAUCAAACACCUCAAGUCCCCUACUGACAGUGAAAGGUUACUAUCCAGGGAGCAUGAUAAGUAUGAGAGCCUCCAAAUGCAACGUCUCCGAAUCCGCCCAGAGUCUGUCGAGUGACUCAGAAAGCCAAAGCUGUCCAAUAACAUCAGUUCCAUUAAAAAUCCGUCCGCAGGGAAAGCAUUAUAGGACUUCGGUAUGUAACGUAAUCGCGUCCAAGAGCAUGACCAAUGUGAAAUCAUCCGACGUCGAUUACACGGAUACUGGUCAAGAAAUGUACCCAAAAACAAAUUUAUGUGUGAAGCGACAACCAUUGUUGGAGACCCAAGAAGACGUCGAAUAUAACAAUAAGGUUCCUAAGACUGAUGAGAGGAGUGACAGCGAAGAACAUGUUAAUCCAGCUUCAGAUCAACGACCUCCUGACCAACCAGGUAUAUUGCAGGUUUACGCUGCAUAUGAAACUGGUUUAGCGGCUGGUACAUCACUGAAACUACAUGUGACGCCUCGUACGUCAGCCCGUGAAGUUAUCGACUUAGUUGUGAAACAACUCAACAUGGCUGCCGUGUUAAAAGGAAAAGCGGGCCCAGUAUAUGGCCCUGAGAAACUUCAAGAUUUCUGUCUGGUCGCCGUCAUCGGCGCGAGGGAACGGUGUCUUAGAGAUGAUUUUAGACCGCUUCAAUUACAAAACCCAUGGCGAAAAGGGCGUUUAUAUGUGAGGCUCAAACACGAUGUCCUAGCGGCUUUACAACAUUCAGCUAAACAACCAGCUUACAUAUAGACUUAUGAGUGUGUUGUGAAUUAGUUAUGUACAGGAUAUAUCGUUGUUUUCAUUAGAUAGAAACUAUAAAUUGAUACUAUACGAGUAUAUUAUUUUGGUGCCAAUUCUAAUUAUGUUGAUGCUUUAAAUAGUUAAGUCUUAAGUUGUGAGUAAUUAAUAGAGAAUAAUGAAAGUAAAACAGAAUUUAUGGUGCUUCUCAUUGUAAAAUAUGUCGCUUAUGUAUGCAAAGAGAGAAAUUUAAAGAGAAGAUAUUGAACGAUUUUCGUAAACGUUAUCUAGAUAUUUUAUUAGCCUUACUGUAAUAGUUUUUAUCCAGUCUAGAUGGACUCAAAUUCUUGUCGUUCUAUAUUAGGUAGGCAAUUACCUAAUCUAUCUAAUAGUCUAUAAGUAGCGUUGUGGAAAGUAGUCUUGUUCAAAAUAGUUCGCGACAUUGAGCGCUCUAUUUAUUUCUCAGAUCUUCCGCCAGCUAGUUCGUUCCUUCCCUACUUCAGUCU
This is a messenger RNA of Achroia grisella, 3415 nucleotides long. RefSeq names its product ankyrin repeat and fibronectin type-III domain-containing protein 1-like. Gene Ontology annotation, biological process: regulation of establishment of bipolar cell polarity; signal transduction; establishment of mitotic spindle orientation. The record is from RefSeq and is a predicted model, not a curated record. NCBI's taxonomy places the organism in Eukaryota, Metazoa, Arthropoda, Insecta, Lepidoptera, Pyralidae. Gene Ontology annotation, cellular component: spindle.